AGAGACGAAGGAGCGAGGCGCGCCGCUCUCGCGCCCGGCGCUGCGUCCAAUAGUCGCACGGGGUUUUUUCGUGGGGGGGGGGAGUGGGAGGACACGCGAGGGGAUCGAGUGGCUGUUGCGCGACACACACACGCACUCGCACGCACACGCAGAGUGCUCCUUUAUGCACCGAGGGCAGCGGCGUUGGUGUGCGAUGUCCUGAUCCGAGCUGUGUUCGGAGACACGGACCCAGGUCAAGUUCCGGUCGGCGUCUCGUGGCUCGCGGGACGUGCGCGCGGACCGCCGCGUCCCGAUCCCGGACAGCCCUUCUCCCUGGACCAGUGUCGCCUGCUUUUCCCCGCACAGGCACACUGUUUCCACCCCGGACAGGGGAGAUCGGAGCCGCGUAGCCCUUCCUUCACCGCUAUCCCGCCUUAAUUUACCAUUUUUUGUUGUUGUUUUUUUUUUUUAAAAAAAAAAAAUCUAUAAUUUGAUUGCGGUAUGACUUCGGCUGUUUGAUGGGGCUUCUACGGAUUAUGAUGCCGCCCAAGUUUCAGCUGCUGGCGCUGCUGGCGUUCGCCGUGGCCAUGCUCUUCCUGGAGAACCAGAUCCAGAAGCUGGAGGAGUCCCGGGGAAAGCUGGAGCGCGCCAUCGCCAGGCACGAGGUGCGGGAGAUCGAGCAGCGCCAUACUCUGGACGGCUCCAGAGAGAUGCCGCUCGACGAGAGUGAAGAUGUGGUCGUUAUCUACAACCGUGUUCCCAAGACGGCGAGCACGUCCUUCACCAACCUCGCCUACGACCUCUGUGGCAAGAACAAGUACCACGUCCUGCACAUCAACACCACCAAGAACAACCCGGUGAUGUCGUUGCAGGACCAGGUGCGAUUUGUGAGGAACGUGACGUCCUGGAGGGAGAUGAAGCCUGCGUUUUACCACGGACACGUGUCCUUCCUCGACUUCUCCAAGUUUGGCGUCAAGAGAAAGCCCAUCUACAUCAACGUGAUCCGGGACCCCAUCGAGCGCCUGGUGUCCUAUUACUACUUCCUGCGCUUCGGGGACGAUUACAGACCGGGCCUGAGGAGAAGGAAACAGGGUGACAAGAAGACUUUCGACGAGUGCGUGUCGGCGGGCGGCUCCGACUGCGCCGCAGAGAAGCUCUGGCUCCAGAUCCCGUUCUUCUGCGGGCACUACUCCGAGUGCUGGAAUGUGGGCAGCCGCUGGGCCCUGGAGCAGGCCAAGUACAACCUGGUGAACGAGUACCUGCUGGUGGGUGUGACGGAGGAGCUGGAGGAUUUCGUCAUGAUCCUCGAGGCGGCGCUGCCACGUUACUUCCGCGGUGCCACGGAACUCUACCGCACUGGGAAGAAGUCCCACCUGAGGAAGACGAGCGAGAAGAAGCCGCCCACCAAGGAGUCUAUCGCCAAGCUCCAGCAGUCGGACAUCUGGAAGAUGGAGAGCGAAUUCUACGAGUUCGCGCUGGAGCAGUUCCAGUUUGUGCGUGCCCAUGCCGUGAGGGAGAAGGACGGCGAGCUCUACAUCCUGGCCCAAAACUUCUUCUACGAGAAGAUCUACCCCAAAAUGAACUAGAGCCGUGGGCAGGGGGAACUGGAUCUUAGGUGUGUGCUAGGUCUCAGCCCCACCUUCCCAACGGGAAGGACACUGACUACGGGACGGGACCGAGACGGGCGGCUCGGCGGGGUUCCUCUCCGUACCGACCCCCAGUAGCCCAGGGGCCAGGAGCCACCCCCCCAUUCGACUGCCGGCUGUUUCCCUAACCCCCAUUUCUCUAGCGCUCUAGUGAACGCGGCUGUAGGAUCUCACUGCCACCUGAAGGGGGCGGUGUGUGGAACUCCUGUAACGAGUUGAGGGUCCGCGCUGCGACCUGCUGUUUCUCUUUGUUUUUCCUCGCCACUUUGGGGUGAAAGGUCGCAGCAGUGGCAUCCUCCAAGGACACACAGGCAGGGUGCGAGGUCACAGCCCAUGCCGCCGUGUUAAUAUCUCGCCUCCAUAUUUUUUUUUUUUUUUUUUUACACCAAUAUGGUUUUUGUCACCUCACCAGGGAUAUUCUUUUUACUUUGUUUUCCCCAUUUGUUGUCGUUUUCAUUUUGAUUUUAUUUUGUCUUAAUAAUUGGUUGGUUUGAUUGCGUUUAUAGGAGAGGAAGCAGUGGAUCGAGGGAAAAGACGACACUCAAUCUGAAAUCAUACCAACUUUGGCACCACUGGAGAAUUUUUCUUUUUUUCUCUUUCUCCCUAAUCCUCUCAUGAAAAAUGAUACAGCAGUAGAUAAUCAGGAACACAACUAAAACAAUCCCAUGCUUAUUGAGUGGGUGACUGACAUUAUUUAGCAGGGUGAUGCUGGAGGAGGCCUCCCGUUCUCACAUCUGUGCUAUUGUACAUUUACUGGACUGUUUUUGUUUGUUUCGUUAGUUUUUUUCCUGCAUCUUGUACACUUUUACCCUUAGAUGUAUUUUUGCUAGGUGCUUUGUAAAGUGUUUACAAGCGUUGUAUCUAGAACGAAAGGGGAAAAAGAUUAAAUUGAACCUACCGCUGUAAAUAUUGCUUAUUUUAUGUAUUUGGACCAAAUGGUUAUAUAUAAAAGGAAUAGGGGUUCAAGAAUAUUCAGUUUUGUGCUGUACUGUAUAUGAGGCGAAAUGUUUCUGACUGUUUGUACUUCAUGAAUCACUUUGUUGAACAUUUCGGAGGAAACUCAACGCUGCCCCUAUUGUUGACCGGUUUACAUGCAUUUUUCUUUCGGUUUUUUGCCAUUGGCUGAGCUAACCAUGUGUUCUCUUUGUUGUCCCACAACUUUCAAUUUCGAAAGUAUUGUUUUUUUUCUCGAUGUAAGAGGCCACUGCAUACCCAUGAUCCUCAGGACGUUGCCUUGUUUUUCAUAAUCACGUCUCGAGCGGCACUCCUUACAGGAGAGAUGAGUUUGCAGAUGUUGCUGCUUUGAUGGGUCUGGCCUCUCGUAGCUCACAUAUUUCGAGCCAUAAAUAGCGGUCCGUUGUGUUUCUUUCCUUUCUUUUUUCUUUGUGAUUCUUAAUUUUUUGUUGUUUUUCUUUUAAAGCUAAUCUAGUUUCCUUGAUGAUUUUGUUUUUGUGGCUAAGUUACCUUUCUUUCGCGAUGAAGGGGGAAUUUUUUUUUUUUUUUUGCAGUUUGAACAAAAACUAUGACUGCACCACACGUGUGUUUCAGGGCUACAAUCAAAACGAUGAGUACAAGACAAUAAAAACAGACACGCAACAGAGAAUAAGUACACACAGUUUAGCUGUUGUGGGUUUAGUUCGGCUCUUUCAGUGCAGCAUGUUACUGAAGCGCACAGUAGAAGCUGGGGAUUGGGGCUACUGCUGUCCCUGAAGCCUGCUGGUAAGACACACACACACACACACACACACACACACACACACACACAUAUAUACAUACAUACACACACACCGAGGUUUUCCAGGCAAAACAGGCUGAAAAACCAUAAAUAUUUCCUACAGGAAAACGAUAUGUACAUUGAUUUGCUCCACUAAAUUAGGUUGACCGGUUAGUUGCGGAAGGUGUUUUGUUGUUUUCCUAUGUUUUAUGUAUGCGUUUUAUACAUUAGUUACUUUUAUGGAAGAUAAAUGACACAAUGCGAAGGUACUUUAAGAAAUGGUACAGUUGGCUCCCUGUUUAAUCCUGCUAUGUUUGACACAAUAUGGAACAAUAGAGAAUAAUAACUAAUAUGGGCCAUCCCUUUUAAGGUCUCUUACUAUUAUUGUUGUUGUUGUUGUUCUUGCAGUCUCUUAAGAGGGGCUAUAUAUAUAAAACGGUACAACAGCAGGAAUCAGGAACAUCUCUGAGACAAGUACAGGUCCAGUAUGCUUCUUCUGGUGUUUUCCCUUCAUACCAUCAUAAAUUCACCAAUCAGUGUUUGUGUGUUUGGGACCCACGAGGAGUCUUUCUGAUGACUUUUACCCCUGUACUUUAGAAUCACCUGGCUGCGUGGCCCACCCAGGCCACAGCAGGCAUCGAAUGUGUCCAUUCGCAGUGCAUCGUGGGUGGGGUGGAGGGUUCAGCAAAGCGCGAGCCACCCGAUAGUGCCUUCAUCGCAGCCGUCAGUGAGGCUCGGGACCCCCGUGUGCAGGUCGUCCCCCUUUCCCAUCAGGUUCCGCUCCACCUGUCUGACUGCCAGACCCUCCCACUGUUAGUUUAUCUCCUCUGAAAGUCUUCAUUCUGUUUUUGGUUGCCUGAAACUGUUUUA
Molecule: messenger RNA, 4209 nt
Organism: Scleropages formosus (Asian bonytongue)
Lineage: Eukaryota; Metazoa; Chordata; Actinopteri; Osteoglossiformes; Osteoglossidae
Gene: hs2st1a
Product: heparan sulfate 2-O-sulfotransferase 1a
Exons: 7
Coding region: 498-1565 (355 amino acids)
Cellular component (GO): membrane
Molecular function (GO): heparan sulfate 2-sulfotransferase activity
Source: RefSeq, a predicted model, not a curated record